AUGGGUGUGGUGGGCAGUGCGUCACCGCUGCCGUCAUCGCCGGGCCCACUGGACGUGGCUGAGCAUGAGGCACCCGCUUCGGAGUCCCCAUACUCUCAGCAGCAGCAGCAGCAGCGGCGGCGGUGUUCCUCUGUUUCAGCACAAGGUUCAGGUGCGAAUGCUGCAACCACUGCUACUGCCACUGCCACUGCUGUGGCGACGGUCCCACCGGCGAGUGGACACGCGCGCCAGUCCCCGAUGUGCUGGAGCUCUGCUCAUUUAGUUGCUGAUUCUGCCGCAGUGAAGGAGGCGGCGUCUGCGGAGGUGGCGCCGCACUGCACGUGUACGCUUGCCCACUUCUGCCAGCGCCGCACAUACAUGCAGAACACAGAGACGGAUGGCGGUGACAAGAGUUCCUGA
Molecule: messenger RNA, 399 nt
Organism: Trypanosoma grayi
Lineage: Eukaryota; Euglenozoa; Kinetoplastea; Trypanosomatida; Trypanosomatidae
Exons: 1
Coding region: 1-399 (132 amino acids)
Source: RefSeq, a predicted model, not a curated record